Messenger RNA from Rotaria sp. Silwood2, 1815 nucleotides. Lineage: Eukaryota; Metazoa; Rotifera; Eurotatoria; Philodinida; Philodinidae. The record is from the annotation of a GenBank genome assembly.
AUGAGCUGCACAUUAACAUCAGUCUUUGCUUCAUUACCACGUACAACUCGUGGUCAACCAAUUGUAUUAGGUGCUGAUCCAAAAGGAAAAACGUUUUUAUAUACAAAUGGCAAUAGUGUUUUCAUUCGUAAUAUCGAAGAUCCAUCACAAUGCGAAGUCUAUACAGAACAUUCAACAGCUGUUCAAUGUGCUAAAUAUUCACCUAGUGGAUCGUAUAUUGCUUCAGCUGAUGGUCAUGGUAAAGUUCGUAUAUGGGGUGCUGAUAAUAAAGAACAUAUAUUAAAAAAUGAGUUUCAACCAUUUUCUGGCUGUAUAAAAGAUUUAGCUUGGACAAGUGAUAAUCAACGUAUUAUAGUUGGUGGUGAAGGAAAAGAAAAAUUUGGUCAUGUAUUUUCUGCUGAUGCUGGUAAUUCUGUUGGUGAAAUAUCUGGAAUGACAAAAGCAAUAAAUUCAGUUGAUUUUAAACCAACUCGUCCAUUUCGUGCUAUAACUGGUAGUGAAGAUAAUGCUGUAUCAUUUUUUGAAGGACCACCAUUUAAAUGGAAAACAACAAUGUCUAACCAUGAAAAAUUUGUUCAUGUUGUUCGUUAUUCGCCUGAUGGAGAAAAAUUCGCAUCAGGUGCUGCCGAUGGACGUGUAAUUUUAUAUGAUGGAAAAACAGGUGAACGUUUAUCAGAAUUAGGUUCACCUACGGCUCAUAAUGGUUCAAUUUAUGGUUUAUGUUGGGAUUCAACAAGUCGUUUUAUUUUAACUGCAUCAGGUGAUAAAACAGCAAAAAUUUGGGAUAUUACAACUGGUUCAGCUGUUCAAACGUAUGCAUUUGGUACAGAUUUAAAAGAUCAACAAGUUGGUUGUCUAUGGUCUGGAAAUAAUAUUCUUUCAGUUUCACUUUCGGGUCAAAUAACAUAUCUUGAUCGAGAUGGACAUAAACCAUCUCGUACUAUUCGAGGUCAUAAUAAAAGUAUAACUGCUUUAAGUACAGCUCAUAAUGAAAGUCAAGGUACAAAAAUUUUUAGUGCUAGCCAUGAUGGACUUGUCGUUCGUUGGACUAUCGAUGGAAGAGAAAUGAAUAAUAUUAUUGGUGAUUGUCAUACAAAUCAAGUACAAUCAUUAGCAAGUAAUUCUCGUGGUUUAGUAGCUUCAAUUGGUCUUGAUGAUACACUUCGUUUAUUAAAUUCAUCAUGGGAAUCAUAUGAUCGAAUGGAAAAAUUAUCUGGUCAACCACGUGAUAUAGCUAUUAGUGAUUCAAAUAUUAUUUUUAUUGUAUGUGGUUCAGCCAUAUGUAUGUAUCGAGAACAACAAGGUGUUCUUAUAACACAUCCAUUACCAUUUGAACCAACAUCAAUUGCCGUUUCGCCACAAGGUACACAAAUCGCUGUUGGUGGAAAAGAUAAUAAAACUCAUAUAUUUACUGUCGAUGGUACAGCAUUAAAUGCUCUUCGUGAAUUAGAACAACGUGAUGUUGUUGUUCGUGUUGCUUAUUCACCUGAUGGACGAUUUUUUGCUAGUGCUGAUAAUAUGAAAAAUAUAACAUGUUAUCAAUUACCAAAUUUUGAGUCGAUGAGUCGUGAUAUGUGGCGUUAUCAUGCAGCAACAAUAACUGGUCUUGCAUUUAGUCCUGAUGGAAAAAAAUUAGCAUCAGUUGCUAUUGAUACACAUUUAAUGAUUUAUCAAACUGAAAAUAUUACAAAAGUGACACAAGUUAAAGGUGCUCAUCCACUUAAUCCGGUUACAUGUUUAGCUUGGCUAGAUAAUGAUACAUUACUAACCGGUGGUAAUGAUUGUUGUCUACGCAAAUGGACUGUAAAAUGUUAG